AUGGCUGGGACUGCAUCCCCGACUAAUUUGCUGUUUGCCCUUAUAAUAGGGGUGGAUGUGUACCAGAGAUCCGAAUACAACCUAUCGCGAUCCGUCAAUGACGCCAAGAAGGUCGAGGAUUACCUUCUUCAUCACCAUAAGCCACCGGUCACGCCUGAUCGCAUUCUCUUUCUUCAAGACAGCGAUGCUACGACACGCGCCAUCAUCGACUGUCUCGAAUACAUGUACAAGGAUGUCGCUCCGCGCGGUCGCUGGCGGAAUAAAGCUCGACCUACGCAUGGGGAUCCCAUCUUAAUCUACUAUGCUGGUCAUGGCAGCUCUCUCAAGGUUCCAACGGGGUGGGGUCAUUGGAAGACGUCCGACCCCGGAAAGAUUCAAUGUCUAUCACCGCAUGACGCCGCUAUGGACGAUACUGUCAAGGGUGUCAUCACGGACCGGACAUUUGGCUGUUUGUUGGAACGGUUGGCCGACGCUCGAGGAAGUAAUGUGACUGUCAUUCUGGACUGCUGUCACUCCGGCGGUGGGACUCGUAACCCUAAAGCUUUUCCUCGUUAUAUGGACUUCCCGAAGGAUGCUACAAUCGACCCUGCUUAUCAACGCGAGUAUCGCGAAACCCAACACCCCGGUGGAGCUACCCAUUCCGGCCUUUCGCACUUCUUGAAUUACGGGCUGAAGUCUCACAUCCUUCUGGCGGCCUGCGGUCCAAGAGAAUAUGCAUACGACGGAGGAUUCGCUGAUGCUCUGCUGAAAGUGCUCAAGAGCGAGGAUGCACAUAGACUGACCUACGCUGAACUGAUCAAUCGCUUGGAUGGAUUGCCGGGUCAAACGCCACGAUGCGAAGGCGACGGAAAGGAAGUCCGGCUGCUGUUUCAAACCAACCAACGUAGUCGUAGGACCUACGACGUCGUCGGCGAUGGGAGUUCCUAUAAGCUCAUGAAUGUCGGUACCAGGUUUGGGUCGCUGAAGGGCGAUACCUUUGCCAUCUACAAACACGAUCAGGCUUUCAUGGAUGGCGCUGAGCGCCUUGCACAAGUGGUCCUCACCGAUGUACGCGAAGAACACAGCGCUGCAACGCUAUCUGGAGAUCAAGACGGGGCUCGUAUUCCAAAGACCGGGGCCGUUGCCGUUCUGCUGGGCGUUUCCAAUGCAUUCGGCGUAGCCGUUGACAUAGACGAGACAGCGAACCCUACACUGCACGCUCGUGUGCACAAGGCACUCGCACAGGUGUUCGUUGAGUCUUGCGAUACCCCCGAUCCGACUGCUUCUUCACAAGCUCCUAUCGCCCUUUCCUCUCCAAGCAGGGCAUGCCUUUCCAUUACGGAAGAUCCAUUCGAUGCCGAGGCCGUCAACUUCGAGCUUCUCGACGCACGCGUCCAAGAGUUGGGAUUAGGACCAUUGAAUGGAUUGGUGCAGGGCGACGAACGCUCGCUCACGUAUGCCCUGCGUUCGGCUGUCUCAUUCUUUCGGCACCUCGGACCAGCACCAGCCCAUCCGAUAUCUCCUGACGAUGUCCUCUCCGCUUCCACCAGCUCUUCGCCUUCCCCACAACCAAACCCACUCUUACGCGAUUGUGUGGUUGUGCGCCUUCAUAAACUGCGGGCGAGCUUGGGCGCGCCCGAACACGGUCAUCUUGCGCAAGUGUUUACUCCUAUCAACGAGCAGCAACCGUUCGUGGACGAUAUCCGGAUGCUGGGAACCUUCCGUCCUGUACUCACACGGGACAUACGAAACGCAACCUUGUAUGGACUCGACAUAAAGAACAUGACCGAGCACCUGUACCUGUACGUAUGGGUGUUCUACUUCAACUGCGUUACACUCGAAGUUAGCGAAUUCUAUUCGCCCCCUGUGGCAUCGAACGAUGGGCGCAGAUCCGAUCCACCCCUCGAACCUGGAAAGACGCUGCCGCUCAACUACGGCGAUUCCGGUCAUCCACCGCUUGCGUUUGAGCUUCCGCAAGGGCUGACGGCUGACGGCGGGUUCCUGCGUAUAUUCCUCUCGACCCGCUAUGCAGACCUAAAGAGUCUCGUUCAAGACCCUGUGGUGAAGCCGGGAAGAGCAAAGGCCCCGUUGACUCCAAGGCAGAUUUCGCAGCUCUGGGACAUGUGGGAUGCGAUUACGAUCGCUGUUAAACUGGAAUGA
Molecule: messenger RNA, 2139 nt
Organism: Peniophora sp. CBMAI 1063
Lineage: Eukaryota; Fungi; Basidiomycota; Agaricomycetes; Russulales; Peniophoraceae
Source: the annotation of a GenBank genome assembly